Protopolystoma xenopodis is the source of this 682-nucleotide messenger RNA. NCBI's taxonomy places the organism in Eukaryota, Metazoa, Platyhelminthes, Monogenea, Polystomatidea, Polystomatidae. The record is from the annotation of a GenBank genome assembly.
UCAAAACAAUGAUCCCGUCCCUAAAUUGCCUACAAUUCCCGUUUCUCUCCUUAAAAAGCGAAAAAGUUCUGAAAAAGAUGUGAUAAAGGCUCAAAGGCUCCGCUCAAUUGAAAUUAGGAAACGCUCAAAAAAGUUUCGGAAUCUUGUCAAAACCCCUGCUCAUUUUAUAAACGUACUCCGCCAAGCAAGGCUUCUUCAUAAGGAACAAAUGCGGCUUGAGCGCUUCUCUAAAAAUAAAAAGCCAAUUUUUGUUGGAAAUGACGCCAAACUCGGGCUCGUAGUCAGACUUAAGGCUGAUGAAACCAUGCCCAAACCUUGUGUCCAAAUUUUUGAGGUGCUUGGUCUUUCCACCAUUAAUCAAGCUAUCUUUGUUAAGAUAACCAAGCCUUUUCUAGAGCUGAUUAGCAUCAUACAGCCUUAUGUUGCUUGGGGAUAUCCAAAUAUGAUUACCAUUAGAAACCUAAUUGAUAAGCACGGAACGAGAAAAUUCGGAAUUUUAUGCAUCGAGGACAUUAUAUAUGAACUUUUCAAAGUGGGGCCACACUUUCGGGCUGUACUUAAAUUUCUUUGCCCUUUUAAGCUCUUGUCCCCGAGCCAAGGUUGGAUUACUGGAAAGAAGCGCUGUCAUGCAAGUGCUGAUAAGCUCACAGGAUAUCGUGAGGAAAACAUAAAUGAAAUGAUU